Messenger RNA from Amphimedon queenslandica, 771 nucleotides. RefSeq lists its product as uncharacterized. Lineage: Eukaryota; Metazoa; Porifera; Demospongiae; Haplosclerida; Niphatidae. Bases 124 to 693 code for a protein of 189 amino acids. The transcript is spliced from 2 exons. The record is from RefSeq and is a predicted model, not a curated record.
GUGUACGAUCAUUGAUAAUGUACUCUACUUCCAUUGCCAGCUGUUAUUGUUUGCCUUUCUGUUGACAAAUUCAAAUAUAAUAUCCAUCGUUUUCCAACAACUCUUUGCAUCAGCGAUGGUGAAAUGUGGUUCUAUUCUGUAACACUUCCAAUAGACAUUUUACUUGCUUUUGGUGUUAUGAUGCUAAUUAUAAUUCUUUGGACUAUCAGGAAAAAAACUAAUUUCUUGAAAAAGAAAAGUCGUACCCAGCUCAGCACUGCAGAGAAAAAAAUUCUCUUGGUUUUCACAUCUUUUAUUAUUUUUGGUGUUUUUAUUUUAGGGCAUGUAAGUGACAUAACAGCAAAAUCUGGCAAGUUUCAAGCAGCUUUAAGAGAAUACUUUGAAUGCGAGGCAUUUGGUUAUGUCCCUGGAAAAUGUGAUAGAGGAACAUUUGAAGAGAGCCCUUACAUGAGUAUCAUUGUGUACAUGCUAAUGAGUUUGAUACCAUUGAGCGUUUUGAACUUCAUACUCAAGUGGAGCUCAGUUAAAAGCACUGGAAACAAAGCAGUAAAAUUGACAAAGAGGUAUUCAAGUUUCUUGUACCGUGGAAAAAGUUCUUUCAUAACUUCCUCUGAAAGUGUUCCAGAUGAGAAUUCGUCAAAAUCAGAUAAAAGUGCAGAGAUAAGUGAAAACACUGCAAAACUUGACUUUUAAUAACUACUGAUAAUUUUUGUGUGCAAUAUGUAAAAUGUUGAAUUAGGCCAAACAAUAAGUUUUAAAGUUAUUUUUUAU